AUGGACGGCCUGAUCGAUGCCUCCAAGGUGCCCUGCGUCUACAAGAUUUUUGGCUGCGAGAGGUACGUCGACCAACACUCGCUGGCGGAGCAUAGUUCCAGAUGCGCGCACGCGCCCCGCUACUGCUAUGAUUGCACUCCACUAUUUGAGGGCUCGUCGGCGAGCCUCGUGCAUCACCUCACGGAACCGUCCAUCGAUCACUACUGGCACGCGGCGGUGAACAUCAAGUACAAGACGUGCUACCCGUUCCCCGUGCCAGAGUCACUGGAGGAUCACCGCCGCAUGCUAGUCUUGGAGGAGGAUGACAGCGUCUUCCUCUUGACCGUGGGCACCGACAAGAGGUAUGUGGGCACCCACACCGCCUCCAUCAUGCUGACUGGGACUAUGCCGAGCGGCUCCGUUCCCGGCGAUGUGGACAUGUAA
Molecule: messenger RNA, 423 nt
Organism: Aegilops tauschii subsp. strangulata
Lineage: Eukaryota; Viridiplantae; Streptophyta; Magnoliopsida; Poales; Poaceae
Molecular function (GO): zinc ion binding
Source: RefSeq, a predicted model, not a curated record